ACAGCUGCGCACAACCACCCACUUCACCCCAAACGUGGAGUUCACACCCACUCACUUCCUUCUCAAGACAGGGCAACCCUCAUGGACCCACCCAAAGGUUGAGUGGCCUUCCAGGGCCAUCCCCAUCGCCCACCACCGGGCACCAUGUUCUAGGAACUGUCCCCCCCCAGCCCCCACGGCAGUCCCGGCCCCUCUUUUUGAGAGCACCCAAUGGGCGGAGCCGGGGCCGCGGUGGGCGGGGCCUCAGGCGGGCCCAUUUAAAGAAAGGCGGAGGGCGAAGGGAGGCAAGAGAAGAAAGAGAAGCCAGGGGAGGGGGCGGGCGCCGUCCAAUGACAAAGCCCCGGGGUGGGCGCCCGCCGCCGCCGCCAUCUUGAACCGGGCGGCAGGACCUCCAGCGCGUCCUCCGCCCCGAGGGGGAGGGGCGGCGAGGCGAGCGAAGUAGCGAGCGGCGCCGGGCAGAAGGCGCCGGCAGCAGCAGGCGGGCGGCGCCGCGGAGCGGGGCGCGGGCGGGACGCGGCGGGCGGCCCCCGAGCGGCCUCCGAUGCGACGCGGCGCGAAGAGGCGGCGGCGCCGGCCCCGGGCCGCCUGGGGCGGCGGCGGCGACUGCGGAGGGGAAGGAGGGGCCGGGCUGGAGGCGCCGGAGGAGAAGGUGGUGUACUCGCGGUCGCAACUGUCGCUGGCCGGCAGCACCGAGGCGCUGGGCGACGCCUUCAAGCUCUUCAUGCCCAGCAGCACGGAGUUCAUGAGCUCGGAAGCGGAGCUCUGGAACUUCCUCUGCAGCCUCAAGCACCAGUUCUCCCCGCACAUCCUGCGCAGCAAGGACGUCUACGGCUACUCCUCGUGCCGGGCGCUGGUGCCCGACCUCCCGGCGCCCGCCGGCCGCCCCGCGCGCCGGCCGCGCCCGCGCGCCACGGCCAGGAGGAGGCGCCGCGGAGCCCCGGCCGCCGCGGGGCCCCGCCGGCCGCGCCCCGCCGCCGCCCCCGCCGCCCCCGCCGCCGCCGAGCCCGGGGCGCCCGCGUCCCGCUUCGGGGGCCGCACCCUGGAGGAGAUCUGGAGGGCGGCCACCCCGACGCUGACCAGCUUCCCGACCAUCCGCGUCGGCGACGACGUGUGGGGCGAGCGCAGCCUGGCGGUGGCGCGGCGCAGGGCGAGCCAAGUGCUGCGAGUGGACCUGGACCCCGUGGUGAGGCUGCGCCGCUUCCCCGUGCCCCGGGCGUGACGCGCGCGGCGGCGCCUCCUGCGGGCCGCCCCCGAGGACGCUUCCGCGCCCCGGAACGGACAGAUGUCAGUCGAAUGUUUACAGAACCGGCCCCCUUUGGUGCACUUUACGCGCGAACGAGGCCCCCACCCCCGGCGCAGC
Meriones unguiculatus (Mongolian gerbil) is the source of this 1360-nucleotide messenger RNA. It is a transcript of the gene Ccdc71l, whose product is annotated as coiled-coil domain containing 71 like. The coding region runs from base 542 to 1219 and encodes 225 amino acids. Lineage: Eukaryota; Metazoa; Chordata; Mammalia; Rodentia; Muridae. The transcript has a single exon. The record is from RefSeq and is a predicted model, not a curated record.